Messenger RNA from Strongylus vulgaris, 1500 nucleotides. The record is from the annotation of a GenBank genome assembly. NCBI's taxonomy places the organism in Eukaryota, Metazoa, Nematoda, Chromadorea, Rhabditida, Strongylidae.
AUGUUACGAUUGCAUGACUUCUAUCCGUCUCUGGCUGUUAACGUCUACGCCUUCGCUAUUCUGCUUAUUCACACCAUCUCUGUAAAUGGACAGUUUGUUGUUGAAGUGUUGGAGCCAGCUCGUAUGGGCAUUCGACGUUCAGUACAACGUUGUGAGGCUACUGGAGCAAACUUUGGUGCUGAUAUAGUUACCUUUUCAUUUGGUCAUGAAGCCAUCGGAUGUGCCACACAUGCGGAUCCGAUUGAAGCAUGUACAGAUGUGACGUUCUUAACUGCGCUUAGUCGGUGGCAGAAAGCGAUCUGCAGCAAACUAAAUGUUCUUCGAAGUUCAGUUGUUUUUGUAGCAGAAAAAAAAGCAGAAAACACUUACCCUUCCAACAUCACCCUCUGCGACUCAAAUUUCGCCAUAGUUCCGAGAGGCAAUUGCAGUUUUUCGGAAAAGGCGUAUCAUGUGCAGCGUGCCGAACCGUCGGGAUUUCAGGCGCUAAUUGUGUAUAACUCAGAGGGCAAACCUCCUAUAGACAUGGCCGGAAGCAAAUAUGCUGAUCUGGUCCGCAUCCCAGUACUGAUGAUCUCUUACCAGUGUAUGUUAGCCAUUAACAAUACAUAUCCAGCCAGUCAAGGGUAUAUCGUACAGGUCAAAGUAUCGCCAGGUUACUACGAUCUAUUCCGUUAUCUUAUUCCAUUUGUUGUCGUCGUAGGAUUCUGUUUCAUCGUGUUGCUCAUCAGUUUGGUACGUAAGAUAUUCAAGGCGAUUCGCUUAUGCCGCGAGCGUCGACGCGUUGCACGCAAGCGCCUUUCUAAAAGGAAUCUUCGCAAAAUCCCUACAAAAAAGUUCCGAAAGGGUGAUGAACCAGAAACUUGCGCAAUUUGCCUCGAUGAUUUCAUUGAGGGAGAAAAACUGCGUGUUCUGCCAUGUCGACAUAGUGAGUUGAAUAUUAUUUUAUAUCACAGUAGUGAAUUGUCUAAGAAUUUUUCCACAGCUUAUCACUGUAAGUGUAUCGACCCAUGGUUAACUCAAAAUCGCAAAGUUUGUCCGAUGUGCAAGAGACGAGUGGGCGCGAAGAACUCUGAUUCCGAGUCGAGUGACGAAGAAAGGCGUCCAGAGCAGCCAUCUUCUUCUCGAAGUACCUCUAUUGCUCAUACUUACCUUGAAGACGAGGAGCGCACUGAAACCCCAAUACUGUCAGCAUCAACAAGCCAAGUCUUGGCAGAUGUACAUCACAGUGAUAUUGGCGGAUCUCGUGAGCAACUGGUGGAAACAGACGACGGAACGUUGAACUCAGAAAGGGGAGCUACAGAUGACGAAGCUGAGACUAACACCUUAUCACAGUCUUUGAAGAACAAACUCAAGGGAUUCUUCACAAAAGCAUCAUCUCGUCAGCCAACAGAUGGUUCUGGAGAAGUGAACGGAGCUUACGAGGGUGGAAAUACUCCUCCGGCUGAUACUAUCUCUGUACAAACUGCCAUUUUCGAAGAUGUGUCGCUUGAGGAUGGGUAG